AUGACGUCUCACCGAAACCAAAAUCUGUGCGAGACUGGCGAACACGUGCCGGCCGUCGGCAAUUGUCAAAGCAAAGUAAAUCGGGCGGCAAGCAUAAAGCUAAUUCGCCGCCCGCACAGCGACCCGGAGAAAGCAAGCUUACUGAAAGAGAAACAAGAUAGAAAAAGACGACAAUACUCUGAGUCUCGAGUGAAACUCGAACAGCGUACUCAGAAAAUACAGGACUCCAGCAGCUCAGAGCAUCACAAACGUAACUCCCACCACAGAUUAGCUGCUAAUGAUCGUAAGAGUAAAGAAUAUAUUCAGUACAGGACGCAGAGUAUUUUACCAGUGAAGAAGUUUUUCGAUGAGUCAAACUAUGGUGCUAAGAAGUUUGGAUCGUUAUCGAGGGGCAGAUACGAAAAUUUGGGAGAUUUCGAUGAUCGACAAUCUUGGGGUGAUGUAGCAUCCAGGCAUCUGAGCGGGUUGACUGCCUUAACUGCUAACGGUUAUGCUGAUGACAACUAUCGAGAUUUGAACCGAUCCUUUGUAUCGUAUACCAGUGGUAUAACAUUAGCACCCCUCAACAAACGCGGUAUAAUACCAGCGCGGGCCCUAUCCGCAAUACCACCGGAUGAAUAG
Molecule: messenger RNA, 621 nt
Organism: Diatraea saccharalis (sugarcane borer)
Lineage: Eukaryota; Metazoa; Arthropoda; Insecta; Lepidoptera; Crambidae
Source: the annotation of a GenBank genome assembly